This is a messenger RNA of Nymphaea colorata (pocket water lily), 4812 nucleotides long. RefSeq names its product lysine-specific demethylase JMJ18-like. Gene Ontology annotation, biological process: chromatin remodeling. Gene Ontology annotation, cellular component: nucleus. The record is from RefSeq and is a predicted model, not a curated record. The coding region runs from base 529 to 4230 and encodes 1233 amino acids. The transcript is spliced from 10 exons. NCBI's taxonomy places the organism in Eukaryota, Viridiplantae, Streptophyta, Magnoliopsida, Nymphaeales, Nymphaeaceae. Gene Ontology annotation, molecular function: histone H3K4me/H3K4me2/H3K4me3 demethylase activity.
UUUUAGUUUCUAAUUUCUUAGUUAGUUGACAUAAAUCCCAUCCUGUUAGGGGACCCUCCUUCAAACUUCUAACCGGCCUUUAAGGUUGUUUCAUGCACUCUGAUUUAUUCCCUUUUCCUUCCCUGCUUUCUGUUUUUCAUAAACAAAAGGGGAUACUCUGCAAAUUCUUGGUCUUUUGCGUGGAUUUGGCAGUUGGGUAUUUCAAAUUGCUCAGUGGUGCUUCUUUUAUUGGUGAAUUCUUCUUGACCGUUUCCCUUUUUCCUUUUUUUUUUUCCUUUUGAGGAGUUUUUCCUUUUGGUAAAAACCGAUUUACUGAAGUUCUAGAAGCUUGUUAUUUGAUGGUUUUUUUGAUUUCCUGUUCUUGUAAGGGCUGGAAUUUUGUUCGUCUCUUGGUGCUUUCCAUGAUUUGCUUGUUCUUGCUUCGGUUAGAUUUUGGGAACGAGCCCCUUUUUCCCUCCUUUGCUGUUUCUCAUUUCUCUCUUUUGGUUGGGGGAGGUGGAUCGGCUACCCUGAGUAGAUUAAUUUCUCAUGGGCGAAAAGGAUUUCCAGGAAGAAGUGUUCUUGGGAUGGUCUCCUAAUGAAGCUUGUAAGCCCAUCAUUGAUGAAGCUCCUGUAUUUUAUCCAAGUGAAGAGGAAUUCAAAGAUACUCUUAAGUACAUUAACAGCAUUUAUCAGCAGGUGGAAGCAUACGGAAUAUGCCGCAUUGUACCUCCGAAUUCCUUUAAGCCACCAUGUCCUUUAAAGGAUGGAAACAUCUGGGGAAAACGUAAGUUUGAGACGCGAAUUCAAGAAGUUGACAAGCUUCAAAAUAGAGAACCAGCAAGAAAGAAACCCAAAACACGCAACAAGAGGAGAAAAAGGAGACAGUCAUGGACAAUGGUGUCUCGUCGACGUGGUCAUUCUGCCCGAUCUGAAGUAAAUGAACCUGCAGCUUCUGAUGAUGAUGAUAGGUUUGGCUUCCAUCCUGGUCCAGAGUACACUCUAGAAGCUUUUCAAAGAUAUGCAGACAAUUUUAAAGAACAGUAUUUCAGAGUUAAAGAUAGCUGUAAGGAUAUGUACUCCAGUGAUCAUGAAUCUAAAAUGAAAAAGGAAUUGUCAGUUGAGGACAUUGAAGGUGAAUACUGGAGAUUGGUUGAGAAAGCAUCUGAGGAAGUUGAGGUGCAUUAUGGUGCUGACUUGGAUACUGAAAAGUUCUGCAGUGGAUUUCCAAAAGCAAAUUUGACUUGUAAAAUGGAUGAUGAUCCAUAUGUUUCAUCUGGAUGGAACUUGAACAAUUUUGCACGCCUACCUGGAUCUGUGCUGGCUUUUGAGCAGACAGAUAUUUCUGGUGUUUUGGUUCCUUGGCUAUACAUAGGAAUGUGUUUCUCAUCAUUUUGCUGGCAUGUUGAGGACCAUCAUUUGUACUCAUUGAAUUAUCUCCACUUUGGGGAUCAAAAGCUAUGGUAUGGAGUACCUGGAAGUGAUGCUAAAAAGCUGGAGAAUGCUAUGAAGAAGCAUUUGCCUGAGUUGUUUGAAGAACAACCUACUUUACUGAAUGAACUCGUCACACAACUGUCACCAUCAGUUUUAAAAUCUGAAGGGGUCUCUGUUUAUCGUACUGUUCAGCAUGCUGGCGAGUUUGUUCUUACUUUCCCCAGGGCAUACCAUUCAGGAUUUAACUGUGGUUUCAACUGUGCUGAGGCUGUCAAUGUUGCUCCAGUUGAUUGGUUGCCACAUGGCCAAAGCGCAGUGGAACUUUACCAUGAACAGUGUCGUAAAACAUCGAUAUCACAUGAUAAAUUGCUACUUGGUGCUGCUAACGGAGCAGUUAAGGCUCUUUGGAGGCUGCUGCUACUCAAGGAAUGCAACAAGGAAAGUCUGAGAUGGGAAAGUGCAUGCGGGAAGGAUGGAAUUCUUACAGAAGCAGUUAAAGCACGGGUACAGAUGGAGCAAAUGAGGAGAGAGAAACUUCCUAAACCUUUUGAAGCCAGAAGAAUGCAUGCAAACUUUGAUUUGACUGAUGAUCAAGAAUGCUUUUUAUGUUUUUAUGAUUUACAUCUCUCAGCGAUUGGUUGUGAAUGUUCACGGAACCGCUUCUCAUGCUUAGAGCAUGCAAAGCUACUCUGCUCAUGUGGUCCAAGAAAAAGAUAUUUCCUCUUCCGUUAUGAUUUGGAUGAAUUGCAUACCCUUGUAAAAGCUUUAGAAGGAAAUCUGACCGCUUUGUACGACUGGGCAACUGGAAAACUGGCCAUUGAUGGUUUAUCCAUGACAGCACCUGAGAACUCAUCUUGUUUGAAGCCAGAAGCAAGUUGUAGUAGUUUCACCAAAUCAGAGGAAACAAGCUUUGGAACUCUUGCCACCAUGCAAUCAGAGAUUGCAGGUAAGUUAGAGCUUGAAGUUGGACUUCCUCAUGCUAAUUGUGUAAAGAAAAUUAAAAGAGACUUGGGUGAGCUUUCAGUUGACUCAGUUGCAACUGAUGGCCUUUCUUCAGAAGUGGAAAACAGGAAGUGCAAUGCACUGAAAUAUCCUUCAAAGGAAGGAUCAACUUCUAGUGCGAACAGUCCAAAAGUCCUUGACAUGAGCGAAGCAUGCAAAUAUGAGGAAAUUGGAUGUGAUACUUCAGGAGCCUUUCAAUCAAGUUCAGUAGAAAAUAGUCACGUGGCUUCAUAUCCUUUCAACAAACUACACAUUAUGAAUUCUUUGGAGUUUCCAUCAGCCACCAGCUCUGAUAAGUUAUUUCAGAUUGGUUUCGUUCAUCAAGAGUUGAAUCUUGGAAUGCUUUCACACAUUAAGGAUGAUACUUCUGCAGUUUCAGGGACUAAGGUUAAUGCAUGCAAAAAUUUCUCCAAUCUAGGUAGGGAAGGACCUCUUUUAAAGCGUAAAUCAGAUGGAUUUUGUAUUUCUGGAGAGGAGGAUACCAAUGUUCAUCACGACCAGAAACAGCAGAAAUUGCAAAGCAGCAGUUCAUCUAGUACAGAGAGCGAUAGAAGUAGCCCUACAUAUAAGGUCAAUGAAGAGCAGCUUUCGUUGUCUGAGGAUAUAUGUCUCAAUAGCUAUUUAAGCAGCAAAUGCUUGUCUGCACCUGAGAGCGAUGUAUCUAAUGCUAAAGGGGAAAAAAGUUUGAUUGCUGAAAUAUUCAUUAAAUUGAAAGAGCAUCAUAAAACCAUCGAUCUAGCUUAUUCCCGAGAGGAGGAUAGUCCAUGCGGGGAGCAUGUUUCAAUGAAUGCAAACUCCAGUUCACUUCUUAUAGAUGGCAGUCUUCAAGAAGGUGCAUGUUGUAAAGCAGAAAAACUUUUUGGAGUCAAUCUGCAGCUUUUGAAGCCAUCUUCUUGCGAAUCAUCAGAUGAAGUGCAUACCAAAGAAACUACUUCAUGCACAUGUACUAUACUGAAUGAAAACAAAUCCAAUUCAACUGUGGCUGUGUGUCCAGCCUCCGGAUCGGAUACCUGUACCUUUCAUAUUGAAAAGACGUUGCAUGAACCUGUGCCAAUAGAAUUUGGCUCUAUUGUUCCUCAAAAGCUAUGGUGCAGUAAGGAAGCCAUAUUUCCUAAAGGAUAUAAGAGUCGUGUCAUGUUCUUUGAUAUACUUGAUCCAACACAAAUUUGUAGCUAUAUCUCGGAGGUAUUUGAUGCUGGACUGCUUGGGCCCAUGUUUAAGGUUACAGUUGAGGACAAUCCAACUGAAGUCUUUAUGCAUGCUUGUCCUAGAAAGUGCUGGGACUUAGUGCGUCAGAGGCUUAAUGAAGAGAUAGAAAAGUUACAAAGCCUCGGAGUGCAGAACCUGCCACCAUUGCAACUCCUGGGAAAUCUUGAUGGACUUAAGAUGUUUGGAUUUUCUUCCUUGCAAAUUAUUGAGUCCAUCGAGGCACUAGAUGCAUCUCAACAGUGUUCAGACUACUGGAUAUCCAAACCAUAUCAUCUGCCAAGCUUAAACUGGAACUUGAACAAUGAGCCUGAGGAACAAAAUGACUGCUUGAGAACUGAAAUCACUAAAAAGUGUGAUUCAAGUCCAAUAUCUCAUGCUGAGACUGAGCAUGCAUAUUCACCAAGUAGGACUAACUGGAUUCAGAAUAGCAUGGGUUCAGAGGAUGACAUCUCAGAUAUGAAAAUUCGGCAUGUGCUGAGAGGAUUAUUCAAGAAAGGAAGUCGUGAGGAAUUAAUCUUGAUGCAUAAGGUACUGUGCAGCGAGUCAUGUAGCUCUAGUAGGCAAGCUGCACUUGCUUCUCUCCUUGAAGAAAUUCAAGAUUUAUGAAGAGGCCUUAAGCAGCUAAUUGUAUUUUCAAUGAGGUGCUGCAGAAUGUUGCUGGCCAGAUUUGAUACAUAAGCCACUUUUACAGAUUCUUUCAUUCAGAGGUAGUUACAAUUCGAUUUAGUUAAGUUUCAGAUUUUUCUGAAAGCUUCACAAAUUGCGAAGGUACUCAUAGUUCACACGUUGACGCAUCUUUCGUAUGACCAUGGACUCCUCAAUUGUCAGUCCCAAGGUGGUAAUGGCUCAGAAUUCAUUUGAAGCUAAUAAUUGCACUGACUUUUGUUUCAUGAUUUGGACCAAGCAAUUCCUCGUUCUUCAACAGCAAAUUCUAUUCAAGCAGAGAAGCUAUGGGAAAUGGGUAACAUAGAGCAGCUACUUUGUCUUUGCUACCUUUCACUCCUAGAUUUUAUUGGACUAUGUUUUCAGUUUCCUUUUUUUAGUCUUUUUUGUGAUGGAUGUUAAAACUCUGUUUGGCUUCACAUAGCUGAACAAAAUAACCACCUCUUCAUUGUCCCCAUGGUCAUUCGUUCUAAUGUACAUAUGUUAUUGAGUCGAUAAUAACGAGCUUUCGUUGGUUUUGGAUCA